AUGUCGAGCGGAGAGGUACUCAAGGCGGACAAGGACUUCUCCAAGGAGGCCGAUGUCGCUAUUCCGGAAGCCGAGAAGCUGGGCGCAAGCAACCCACAAGCUGGUAUCGACCAGCUGCUUACUCUAGAGAAGAAGACCCGCCAGGCCUCAGAUCUCGCAUCGACAUCCCGAGUCAUCAUCGCCAUCGUCACAAUAGCAAAGAAGGCCAAUGACUGGAAUUUGAUGAACGAGCAGGUGUUGCUCCUCUCCAAGAAGCAUGGACAGCUGAAGCAGGCCACCACCAAGAUGGUGCAGACGGUCAUGGGCUUUCUGGAUGAUACGCCAAAUCUCGAGACAAAGCUAUCAGUCAUCGAGACGCUGCGCACAGUAACCGAGGGCAAGAUCUUCGUCGAAGUCGAGCGCGCUCGCAUCACCCGCAUACUCUCAAACAUCAAGAAGGAGCAAGGCGACAUCAAUGCGGCCACCGAUAUCCUCUGCGAGCUCCAGGUCGAGACCUUCGGCUCCAUGACCCGCCGAGAGAAGACCGAGUUCAUCCUGCAGCAAGUGGCGUUAUGCAUAGAGAAGGGUGACUGGACACAGGCGGGCAUUUUGAGCAGGAAGAUCGGCACAAAAUACUUCGCGCGUAGGCCCAAGAAGACCCCGGAGCAGCUCGAGAAAGACCAGAAAGAGCGGGAAGAGAAGGAGAAGACCCGGAGUGUCGACGACCCGCCUAUCGAGCCGGAAGAUGACGUGACGGAUCUGAAACUCAGGUACUACGAGCAGCAGAUCACCUUGGCCAAGCACGACAGCAAGUACCUCGACGUAUGCAAGCACUACCGACAAGUUCUGGAUACCGAGGCGGUUGAGGAGGACCCGAAGAAGCUACGCGCUAUCCUUCAGCGCGUCGUCUACUUCAUCAUCCUCGCACCAUACGACAACGAGCAGUCUGACCUCAUCCACCGUAUCCAGCGCGAUUCACGCAACUCGCAGAUUCCACAAGACGCACAACUGGUGAAGCUCUUCACCGUGCCAGAGCUGAUGCGAUGGCCCAUGGUAGCCAAGCAGUUUGGCCCACACUUGACCGAGACCGAUGUCUUUGAUGCCGAGAAGGACGACUCGGACGACGACAAGGCACACCAGAGGUGGCAGGACCUGCGGAAGCGUGUCAUCGAGCACAAUGUACGCGUUGUCGCCAAGUACUACACACGUAUCCAGAUCCCGCGCCUCACCGAGUUGCUGGAUCUUACCGAGGAUGAGACGGAGAAGAACAUCAGUGAGCUCGUUAGCGCAAAGACCAUCUACGCGAAGAUCGACAGGCCAGCGCGUGUUGUCACCUUCUCGAAGCCCAGAGAUGCGGACGAUGUCCUCAACGAGUGGAGCGGCAACAUGAAGAGCUUGCUAGGUCUGCUUGAGCGCGUCGACCAUCUCAUCACCAAGGAGGAGAUGAUGGCGCGCAUCCAGCCCACCAAGGUCGACAAGAGCAAGGCGGCGAAGGGCAAGGCGAAAUGAGGAAUACGAAAGUGUGAUGACUGAAGACGAUCAUGAUUAGUCUAGAAUUGGAGGCCUCUCUAUACUUGGCCCCGCGCGUGUCCUGGCACUGCGCAUGUAAUAUAGACGUCCA
Molecule: messenger RNA, 1600 nt
Organism: Parastagonospora nodorum SN15
Lineage: Eukaryota; Fungi; Ascomycota; Dothideomycetes; Pleosporales; Phaeosphaeriaceae
Exons: 5
Coding region: 1-1488 (495 amino acids)
Cellular component (GO): proteasome regulatory particle, lid subcomplex; nuclear proteasome complex; cytoplasm
Source: RefSeq, a predicted model, not a curated record